Molecule: messenger RNA, 2738 nt
Organism: Camelina sativa (false flax)
Lineage: Eukaryota; Viridiplantae; Streptophyta; Magnoliopsida; Brassicales; Brassicaceae
Source: RefSeq, a predicted model, not a curated record
UUGACUUUGGAUAAUGAAGCUUAGUUUCCCCCUUAACUAAAGCUGCCUGUCUCAGUCUUGAUCUCAAUGUUGUUGUCGAAAUCGCUUCCGUCAUCCUUCUACUUGGUAGCAUAAUUGUCCCAAGAGCGAGAGAGAGAAGGAACUUGAAGUCAAAUGUCCUCGUCCUCGUCCCCUGCACCUCCUGGUAACUACGAUGUCUUCCUCAGCUUCCGAGGUGAAGACACUCGAAGAACCGUCGCUAGCUAUUUGUACAAACAACUUGUCAACAGAGGGAUUUACACCUUCAAAGACGAUCCAAGGAUUGAGCUGGGAGACUCCAUUCCCGAAAAACUUGAAGAGGCCAUCAAGAGUUCAAGGUUUGCCGUUGUGGUUAUCUCAAAGAGCUACGCUACUUCAAAGUGGUGUUUGGACGAGCUUCAUCUGAUCAUGAAACUUAGAUUGGAAGAAAAGAUUUGUGUCAUCCCGGUCUUCUACGACGUUUUCCCCUCUGACGUUAAAAAUCUUCGAGGGACUUUUGGUUUAACAUGCCACCGAAGUUGUAAAUUGGCGCAGAAGAUUCCCAAAUGGAGAGUAGCCCUUAGGCGUAUUGGAAACCGAAAAGGCGCAGAGUCCAGUAAAUAGUAAGGCUUUUCUCCCGUUUAUUUAACAAUGUGCCAACGUAUCCAUCGAAUCCUUACUGUUUGUUUAUUGAUAUUGUCAGCAAGGACGAUGUCACGAUGGUUGAAGAAAUUGUUAAAGUUAUUUCACGCAAGUUGUUCUCUAUGUUGCCAACGGUUCCCGAGGAUAUCGUUGGAAUGGAAGCUCAUUUGGCACACAUCAACCCUCUCUUGGACAUGAACAUCCACAUCAAGAAUGAUGAGGCUCGAAACCAACCCUCGGACAAUGACACCAACACCAAGGAAGAUAAGGUUCGAAUGAUAGGAAUCUGGGGAAUGGGAGGCAUUGGCAAAACGGCCAUAGCCAGGCAUCUUUAUGAACAACAUAAGAAAUAUUUCUCCAGUCAUCAUUGUUUCAUUCAUAAAAUUUCAUCGGCACAACAUGAUCUCUUAUAUUUACAGAAACAGCUUCUUUCCAAUAUCCUUGGCGAAGAAGAUCUUAAAUUUCAGACCAUUGAGCAGGGAGCUAGUUAUAUCCAUUCAAGGCUUAGGAACCUAAAAGCUUUAGUUGUCCUUGAUGACGUGGAUGAUGUGAAACAGGUGAAUGCCUUGGCAAAGGUUGGAUGGUUUGGACCAGGGAGCCGAAUCAUCAUAACCACACGGGACAAGAGCUUGCUUAGAUCCUCUAGAGUGACAAAUGUGUACAAAGUUAAGUAUUUGGAUGAUGAUAUAGCUCUCCAACUCUUCCAGCGGAUUGCAUUUAAAGGAAGGAAUCCUCCUAGAGAUAGAGACUACCAACAUCUUUCGGAACGUUUCUGUAGGCUUUCUCAAGGUCUUCCUUUGGCCCUUGUGACUUUCGGCUUUCAUCUCCAUGACAAGUCCCUAGGAGGGUGGCAAGAUGCUUUGAAAAUGUUUGAGGAAGCUCCACACGAAGAAAUCAUGACGGUCUUGAAAACUAGCUAUGAUAAAUUAGACAAAGUUGGUAAGACUGCUUUUCUUCAUGUCGCAUGCCUUUUUAAUGGAGAUCCUGUCGAACGAGUCAUAACACUUCUUGAACGAGGUAGAGCGGGAAUGAAGGUUUUAGUAGACAUGUCUCUCAUCGACAUAUCGGCUGAUGGGCGUAUAGCUAUGCACCCUUUGUUAGAGCAAACUGGGAGACAAAUUGUGCUUCAAGAAUCAGAAAAUAGCCCUGCCAAACAACGAAUCUUGUGGCAACAGAAGGAAAUCUGUCGAGUACUUGAAGACAACGCAUAUUAUAUACAUCAGGGUACAAGCAAAACCGAAGCCAUGGCAUUAGAUGUUUCUGAGCCGAUGUCCAGUGAUUUUCAUAUCAAGUGGAAUAUGUUCAAGCCGAUGCAUAAUCUCAGUUAUUUGAAGAUCAACAGGCACUCUGUAGGUUUAGAAUCCCGCAGGGAAGAUCUGAUUCUAGAAAAAAAAUGGAGUAUUCCUCAUAAGCUUAGAUUCCUCCAUUGGGAUGCAUAUCCAUUUACAACCUUGUCUACCAAUAUCAGUCCAGAUUGUCUUGUUGAACUAAAUCUAUGUUACAGCAAGCUCAAAAGGCUCUGGAGUGGAACCCCGAGACUUUUGCAUCUGAGGAAACUCGAUUUGACAGGAUCUAAGGAUCUGAAAGAACUUCCAGAUCUUCAGGAAGCAGUGUGUCUUGAGGAGUUGAUAUUGGAAGGUUGCACUUCCUUGAAACAGAUUCCAAAGUCCAUUUGUAGCCUAUCAAAACUGCAGAAAUUUGAUGUGUCAAACUGUGAUGGGCUUACGCAUCUUAGGAUCAAAAUAACAGAAUCUUUAAGUACUGUCAUCCAAGACACAAGCUUGAGCGUUAGAGCUGUCUACCUGAAAUUUUUUAGCACAGAAACGUUCGUGGAAGAUUCUCAGGGAAUUUCUCUUGAGAAUCCAUCAAUCAAAGGCAACUUAAAACUGGAGUUAAAGCUUCUAAAAGGAUAUGCAGAGCAUCUAUGUUUUACCUCCGAGAAACGGAUCUCUCGUGAGCUGAUGAAGUUGGAGCUCGAGUCACCUCCCUAUGUUUUAGUUCACUCGACAUCAUGCGGUUUAACAGCAACAAGAAGAGAAGUUUCAAGUGUAUUAGCUUUGCCGGGUUUCCCUGGUUGAUAGAGUUAAAUCUAAUCAACC